Messenger RNA from Protopolystoma xenopodis, 576 nucleotides. NCBI's taxonomy places the organism in Eukaryota, Metazoa, Platyhelminthes, Monogenea, Polystomatidea, Polystomatidae. The record is from the annotation of a GenBank genome assembly.
CUUUUGUCUCUCCUAAAGUCGGUUAUACAUUUAUCCAUUAUGCCUCUCCCGAAAUAUGCUGUCCAGCCUGUACGCAUAAGUCAUGUAAGCGUCCCGAGUUUUGUACAAAACGAGCUUGAGUACGUGGCAAACGCUACGUUCUCAAAUUUGAUGCGCCAAAUGUCAUCUAUUAGUCAAAUGGCUGGUGAUAUGUUUAAGGAACUAACUUCGGAAUUAUCCUUACUUGCUGAAAGGACUAUGAAGCUUAAGAGUAGAAUAGUUCAGCUACAUGAAGAUAUACAUGUCCUGAAGAAUUUUGAUGAAGACUUAUCGGUUGGAGUACAAAAUUUAUCAAUGGAGCCUUACGUUAGUGAUAAGCCAUCUGAUAGUCAAGUUUUGGCUCAUACGACACUACCUCCAUCGAUGGAAAUACGCUACUCCAAUGCAGAUCCUCCUCCAGCCUUUCAUACGAUAGAUUGUCUUCGUGAUGACGGAAAGAUCAGCAUGAAACUUUAUUCAGAUCCCAGUUUUUUCUUCGAUCUCUGGAGCGAAGAAAUGUUACAAGAAACCAAGUCCAAAAAAGUGGCCAAGAAAAAG